Molecule: messenger RNA, 1995 nt
Organism: Nicotiana tabacum (common tobacco)
Lineage: Eukaryota; Viridiplantae; Streptophyta; Magnoliopsida; Solanales; Solanaceae
Product: serine/threonine protein phosphatase 2A 57 kDa regulatory subunit B' kappa isoform
Biological process (GO): signal transduction
Cellular component (GO): protein phosphatase type 2A complex
Molecular function (GO): protein phosphatase regulator activity
Source: RefSeq, a predicted model, not a curated record
AUGUGGAAGCAUUUCCUGAGUAAGCUUCCUAAGAAAGCACUGAAAUCUGAGUCAGUAGAUUCAGCAAGAGGCAAUUCGGGCUCUCACGGCCCGAAUGCAAGCCCGAAUUUGGGUUCUGGAAGGCCUAAUAGUAGUGCUCUAAGGAGGACCUCCUCAGUUGUGUUCCCAGCAAGUGUGAUUGCAGGGAUUGAGCCUCUAAUUUCCUUCAAAGAUGUGCCCAGCUCUGAAAAAAUGAAUCUUUUUAUCAGUAAGUUAAGCCUCUGUUGUGUAGACUUUGAUUUCAGGGACCCAACUAAGAAUGUAGCAGAAAAGGAACUUAAAAGAGCCACAUUGUUUGAGCUUUUGGAUUUUGUAUCUUCUAAUCCACCCAAAUUUUCAGAACCUGCAAUUCUUGCAAUGUGUAAAACUUGUGCUGUUAAUUUGUUUCGGGUUUUCCCUCCUAAUUAUCGGUCUAGCAAUUCCCACGCCAGUGAAAACGAGGAUGAUGAGCCUACUUUUGACCCUGCCUGGCCUCACUUGCAAAUUGUGUAUGAUCUAUUGCUUAAGUUUGUAACAUCUUCUUCUCUAGAAGCUAAGGUUGCAAAAAAGUAUAUAAAUCAUCACUUCAUAUUGAAACUGCUCGACUUGUUUGAUUCUGAAGAUCCAAGGGAAAGAGACUGUUUGAAAGCUAUCUUGCAUAGGAUUUAUGGCAAGUUCAUGGUCCACAGGCCCUUUAUAAGGAAGAGUAUAAGCAAUUUGUUCUAUAGAUUUGUAUUUGAGACUGAGAAACAUAAUGGGAUUGCUGAGCUGUUGGAGAUAUUCGGAAGUGUGAUUACGGGGUUUGCUCUGCCAUUGAAAGAGGAGCAUAAGAUCUUUUUGUCAAGGGCUUUGAUUCCUUUGCACAAACCAAAAUCAUUGGGUAUUUACUUUCAACAGUUAUCAUAUUGUGUUAUGCAGUUUAUAGAGAAGGAUCCCAAGUUGGCUAGCACUGUGAUCAGGGGCUUGUUGAAGUACUGGCCCAUCACAAAUACCCAAAAAGAGGUGAUGUUCUUGAGUGAGUUGGAAGAAAUUUUGGAAGUUAUUAACAUGGCUGAGUUCCAAAGAUUGAUGGUUCCUUUGUUCUGGCGGAUUGGUUGCUGCAUCAAUAGUUGCCAUUUUCAGGUAGCUGAAAGAGCUCUGUUCCUUUGGAAUAAUGACCAAAUUAUCAAUCUGAUUGCACAUAACCGGCAUGUGAUUCUCCCUAUUAUAUUCCCAGCUGUGGAAAACAAUGCUCAGAACCACUGGAACCAUGCUGUGCAGAACUUGAGUCUAAAUGUAAGAAAGAUGUUCUCCGAAAUGGAUGAUGUGUUUUUCAUGGCUUGCCAUUCUCACUACAAGGAAGAACAGGAAAAAAUAAACUUGGAAGCUGAAAAACGGAAGGAAGCAUGGGAACGGCUAGAGAGUGCAGCAAGUCUACGUCCACCUAUAGCUGGAAACAUCGGUGUUCUAGUAAUGCCUUUAGCAACUUCAAUCACUUGCUAAGAGGCACAUCACUCUAUCCUUGUCCCCAUGUUGCUCGGUGUAUGUUCCUCCCAGUUUUGGAGUGACGGAGAAACCAGAAUGUCAUCAUAGGAUGGGAAAUGGCUGUUGAUUGGUGCAGAAGGUUUUUGAAGAUCAAUCCGAUGACAGCCUUAACUGUUGUAACUUAGUACUACAACUGUGUUUGUUUCAUCAAAUUUCUUCCCUGAAGGAGCACGGGAAGGGGGCUUGGUAAUGGGCUAACUAACGUCUGUUUCUUUAUUUUCCUUUUUGAACAUUUUGUCAUGGCCUAUUUUUAUCUAAUUUGGCUGAUAUUUUCAUCACCUUCUUGGCUGGCUUCUUCACUGUUCAGCUUUGCUAGUUGGAUCAGUGUGUUUUCAUAUCAUUUUAAUAUGGAAAAGAAGAAAAAGGAAAAAUGGAGAGGUUUCUCUUAAAGUAGCUGGAUUGUAGCCUUUUUUGACUCCCACUGUGAAAAUUUGUUUGACACCAUUUCCUUUU